Molecule: messenger RNA, 1521 nt
Organism: Geosmithia morbida
Lineage: Eukaryota; Fungi; Ascomycota; Sordariomycetes; Hypocreales; Bionectriaceae
Product: putative arabinose efflux permease, MFS family
Exons: 3
Coding region: 1-1521 (506 amino acids)
Biological process (GO): transmembrane transport
Molecular function (GO): transmembrane transporter activity
Source: RefSeq, a predicted model, not a curated record
AUGGCUCCGACACACCAACACAGGAACCUUUUCGUUAAUCACUAUUUUCACCGACUGACAGUCGCCUGCGCCCUGCAGCAGUCGGCCGUUGACGUUGCGGAGGAGGAGGAACCUCUGGAUUUCAGCCCCGACGGCGAUGUCGAUAACCCGAGAGAAUGGCCUGCCGCCUUUAAAUGGACCCUGACAGUGGUCCUCACCAUUCUGGCCUUUUCGGUCACCUUCAAUUGCAUGUCCCUGAUCCCCGUGGCUGGCCGCAUCGUCACGGACCUUGCAGGAGGUAAAGAAAACAAGAAUGCCGCCGUCCUGCUCGUCACCAUCUGGGAACUCGGCGAGGCUGCCGGCCCGCUUCUGAUCGCACCUCUGUCCGAGACGAUAGGCCGGUGGCCCGUCAUGGUGGUGGCGAACGGACUGUUUGUCCUGUUCACAGUGUUUUCUGCCUCAGCCCCCUCGGUACCGCUAUUUAUCCUCUCCCGCGCCCUGAUGGGCCUUGUCGUCUCGUCCAAUGUGCUCAGCCCGGCCGUCAUUGGCGACGUCUUCGACCCAGAGCGCCGCGGCUCGCCCAUGAGCCUCGUCAUGGUAGCGCCCAUUGUCGGAUCGGCACUCGGCCCUGCACUCGGUGGUGCCCUCUCGGAGUCGUACGGCUGGCGUGCCGUACUGUGGAUCGCUGCCGCCAUCUCGACAAUCACGCAGGUACUCCUGCUCACGUGCUCGCGCGAAACAUACAAGGUGGUGAUUCUGCGUGUUCGGCAACUGGCCGACAGGAAAAGGGCGAUUGAUGCCGGUGAGACUGUCGUCGACAAGUUCGGCCUCGACAGCCGCAGCCAAAGGGCCAAGCUCCUCAGGUCCAUUGUCCGACCGUUCGUCGUGUUUGGGUCGUCGGGCGUGCUCAUGGCCCUGUCCUUCUUCGGGUCCGUCAUUUUUGCCCAGAUGUACAACAUUAACACAACGCUGCCUGACAUUCUGCAGGUGCGGUACGGUCUAUCGCCCGUGAUGACGGGCACGGCGCUCAUCUCGGUCAGCAUCGGAUCCGUCUUCAGCGUCGGCGCGUGCAACCUCGGGCUGGACCGCAUCUACGCGCACAUGAAGGCAUCAAACGCCGGCAUCGGCCAGCCUGAGUUCCGUCUGCCCAUUGUCGUCGUCGGCGCCCUGACACAACCGGUGGCCAUUGCCCUGUACGGCUGGGCUGCCGAGCUUCUCCUGCCGCUUCCCGUCAUGCUCUUUGCCACUGGUCUCCUGGGCGCGACGCUCAUGCUGGGAUUCCUGCCGCUGGCGUCGUACGUGGUCGAUGCAUUCGGGCUGUACUCUGCCAGCGCCAUGACAGGCCUCAUCGUAUCGCGGUGUCUGGCGGGGACGUUUCUCCCGCUACUGACGACGCCGUUGGUUGACGGAUUCGGGUAUGGAUGGGGGUUUACGGUGCUGGCCGUCUUCAACCUAUGUCUGGCGCCUAUACCGAUGGCUAUCCUGCGAUACGGCCAUGUCUGGAGGAAGCGUUGCGAGUAUACGGCAUGUGUUCAUGAUUAG